GAAUAAUCGUAUUUGACUUCCAAAUUAGGGUCACCUCAGAUUAAUAUAUCAUUACAUGCGCAGAACAACAUCUAGAAAGUACGAACUUUCACUGGCAAAGCAGACAACUCUGUUUUUCGCGUCUCUCUCUCUCUCUCCCUCUCGCACGCACACACGCACGUACGCACGGCAAUCAGGAAGGAAAACCGACCAGGGAAUCUUUUGCUUACAUACACACUGCCUCGUGAUUCUUUCACUUCCAGGUUUUUGGGCUGUCAUAGCUUCCCAUCUUGAAAGAGAGAACGAAAAGGUUGUACAGGUUUCCUCAUUAGCAAUGACUAGUGACAUGUAUAAGGAGCGCAUAUCAGCAUUGUUGAAAGUUAUUCAAGCCACAAAAAUUGUCAAAGAGGAUAACAUUCCAUGCAAAAUUGAAGAGGGUCUUUACUUAGGCUCUUUGGGAGCUGCCAAUAACAGGAGUGCUUUGAAAAGCUUAAAUAUCACACACAUAUUGACGAUCGCCAUCUCACUGGCCCCUGCUCAUCCUAAUGACUUCAUAUACAAAAUUGUUGAAGUACCUGAUAGAGAAGAUAUCACUAUUACUCAGUACUUUGAUGAGUGCUUCGCGUUUAUAGAUGAAGCUAGAGCACGAGGAGGUGGCGUCUUGAUUCACUGCUUUGCUGGAAGAUCCAGAAGUGUGACUGUUGUUGUUGGUUAUCUGAUGUUCAAAAAUGGUAUGAGCUUUAUGGAAGCUCUGGAAUAUGUGAAGACAAAAAGACCAGUAGCAUCUCCCAACUGUGGCUUUAUGUUACAACUCCAGGAGUAUGAGAGAUCUCUUCGAGCAUCAAGGACUGGAACAGUGCUUGAACCUGAGAAGUGCUGCAGCUCUCUAUAGACGGUGUAUUAUGGCUACGAGACUGAAUAUACAUACUACAGAGGCAUAUUCUUUGCAGAUUUCAGAUUGAAAGGGCCGGCAUGCAACAGUUGGUCCACAGAAGCUGGCUGCUCCUUAUUGCUACCGCAUGGACCCUUUAAACUCUGUUUCAGCAUUUCAGAAUGAGCAGCAAGAUAUAGGCAUCAAACUGCUGAAUUAUUGUUGGGUUCUGCAUUCAGCUUAGAUGUAUUUCUUUUCCUCUUUCGGUCCAAUGUUAUAUCACAAACUGCAGAACUAUGAAGUACCUCUAAUGAGUUUUACAGGGAUUUUAAGUCAUUGAUCAAA
Molecule: messenger RNA, 1195 nt
Organism: Sesamum indicum (sesame)
Lineage: Eukaryota; Viridiplantae; Streptophyta; Magnoliopsida; Lamiales; Pedaliaceae
Gene: MKP2
Product: MAPK phosphatase 2
Biological process (GO): negative regulation of MAPK cascade; peptidyl-tyrosine dephosphorylation
Cellular component (GO): cytoplasm
Molecular function (GO): MAP kinase tyrosine/serine/threonine phosphatase activity; protein tyrosine/threonine phosphatase activity; MAP kinase tyrosine phosphatase activity
Source: RefSeq, a predicted model, not a curated record